Messenger RNA from Fusarium pseudograminearum CS3096, 1257 nucleotides. RefSeq lists its product as uncharacterized. Lineage: Eukaryota; Fungi; Ascomycota; Sordariomycetes; Hypocreales; Nectriaceae. The transcript has 2 exons. The record is from RefSeq and is a predicted model, not a curated record. The coding region runs from base 1 to 1257 and encodes 418 amino acids.
AUGGCGCCUUCAGAGGAAGACACGCACAUGGCUGAGGCCAUCGAAAUCGAUGAUGCUUCAAACGUAGAAGAACAACCCCAAAUUGCUAAAUCACCUCCGGCAGCGAAAUCACCCGCUGCUGAACCGCGUACAAAAGAUCAAGGGACACAGACGAUCCAAGAGCCUCCUCCGCCGCCUCCCCAAGCUGCUCGGAAUGUUCAGAUAGCCCCUGCUCCUGGCCCUCAUCAGGCUCCUCCUUAUCCUUACAUGCCUCAAUGGCCGUACCAUCCUAUGGGAUACGCGCCUCACCCUCAUAUGCCACAGUAUCCGCCUCAUCCUCAUCAACAACAUCCGCAUCACCCACAACAACACCCACAACAGAUGGUCUAUGCUCAUCCUCACCAAGUACCACAUCCGCAGCAUAUGGCACAAAAUCAUCAUCCUCAGAUGCCGCAUUAUCCGUACCAUCCGUGGCCUCCUCAUCCGCACAUGGCACAGGCACCUCAUCAAUACGUGUCUCCUUAUAUGGGACCUCAUGUUGUUGGGUAUGCUCCUCAGCCAGGAUAUGCUCCUCACCCUGGGAAUGUCCCCCAGGCUGGACGUGGCCAACAGCCAGGACGUGGCCCUCAACCAGCAAACGCUCCUCCUCAACCCGUGCCUGCCCCUCCAGCCGGACCUGUAUCUCAGCCUAGGAAUGUCCCUCAAGCAGGCAAUGCCAGCCAGCCUGAAAAUGUCCCUCCUCAAUCUCCUCUCUUUACACCCGUGGCUAUACCCAGAUUGAGCCCUACUCCGACUCCUGCACCUCAGUCUGUUGCCUCUACUCCGGCUCGUCAGUCUGCUUCUCCAACCCCGGUACCUGAGUCUACUGCCUCGACCCCUGCACCUGAGACUGUCCCAUCUACCCCAGCACCCGAGUCUGUAGCGUCUACUCCAGCUCCUGAAUCCGUUGCUUCGACUCCUGCCCCCGAACCGUCCUCCUCGCGAACCACGAGAACAUCUGACAUGGGCCCUCCACCCAAGAAGAAGAGAGGACCGAAGCCCAAGCCACUAUCAGAACGCAAACCGCUCCGCACUACGCCAAUUGUUCGUAAAGAAAACAGCUACUCGAAGCAGAAAAGGAAGGAAGUCAUUACGUGGAUGGUUCAUCACCGAGUUUCACGUCUUGGUGAAAUGGUGCCGCCUUCUGCUCAGGAUGCUGAGAACCACUUUAAGAUUCCUCGGAGCACUAUUGCUGGAUGGAAGACAGCAUUGCUGGGUAAUGGACCUAUUCCCAAGUAG